GGAUGAGAUCCCUGAAACACCUCAAACAUCACACCAGGAACAAUGUGGAGGAGGAGAGUGGCCGUCUGGUGCGGUGCUACCCCAAGGUGAUGGAAGGCCAGGUGGAUGCAGGAACACAGACAGAUCCCGUGGUGGUGCUGUCUCUAGCCCAGGCUGCUGUCCUGGGCCUCAUCUCCCAGAAUGAGAUCUUUGGAGCCACCAUUGCCCCCAAUGGCUUCUACAUGGGCGAGCCCAGGGAGUAUGGCAGGACCCCUCCUCCUCCAGAGGGCAUGGAGUAUGAGUACGCUGACCAGCUGAUUGGGGCCAACGGAGACUACCUGGCUGAGCCUGUAGGGGGGUCAGAGCCCCACAGGAAUGAGAGGAGGCGCCCCGGGCCCAGAGGGAGAACCAGGGGGCCCAGAAAUGAAGGGGGAGCGGCAGGGGAGCCUCACAAAGUCCCCAGCGUACAGACUCAGGUCAAAGGGGAGAGGGGAGAGUCUGAAACCCCUCCGUCCUGCAUCCACAUGGCGAAGAGCCCUAGCAGCCCAGGCAAGAUGGAGGAGCCAGCCACUCACAGAGGGCCUCUGAAGAAGGAGCAGAGCUGUGGUAACUGUGCUGUGUGUGUGAGAGAGACGUCCAGUCAGACCAAGACAGACACUCGGCCAGAGGAGAGGAGAGGGAGAGGAGGAGAGGGGCAAGAAGAGGAGUUAGCUGAGGACGGAGUGUUGAACCUCAAGACAGGAGGAGAUAGGGGAGACAGUCCCAAUCCCAUCAUGAACCACUACUUUGAGUCCAGCGAGGUGGCCUAUGAGUCUGCUGACGUGGCCGUGGGGGACUAUGACGAGAGCAGCCAGGGCAUGCUGUGGGCUGCAGACGCUGAGGGGAUAGCCAGGCGCAUGCAGAUCGACCGGCUGGACAUCAACGUCCAGAUAGAUGAGUCCUACUGCGUGGAUGUGGGAGAGGGCCUGAAGAGAUGGAAGUGCCGCAUGUGUGAGAAGUCGUACACCUCCAAGUACAACCUGGUCACCCACAUCCUGGGCCACAACGGCAUCAAGCCCCAUGAGUGCCUGCACUGUGGCAAGCUGUUCAAGCAGCCCAGCCACCUCCAGACCCACCUGCUCACCCACCAGGGCACCCGGCCACACAAGUGCACCGUGUGUAAGAAGGCCUUCACCCAGACCAGCCACCUGAAGAGGCACAUGCUGCAGCACUCCGACAUCAAGCCUUACAGCUGCCGCUUCUGUGGCCGAGGCUUCGCCUACCCCAGCGAGCUCCGGUCCCACGAGAACAAGCACGAGAACGGCCACUGCCACUUGUGUUCCCAGUGUGGUAUGGAGUUCCCCACCCACGCCCACCUGAAGCGCCACCAGACCAGCCACCAGGGCCCCACCACUUACCAGUGCACCGAGUGCAACAAGUCCUUUGCCUACCGCAGCCAGCUGCAGAACCACCUCAUGAAGCACCAGAACGUAAGGCCCUACGUCUGCCCAGAGUGUGGCAUGGAGUUUGUCCAGAUCCAUCACCUCAAGCAGCAUGCCCUCACUCAUAAGGUACUAAUACCGCAAGCCCUCACCGACCAGGGUAUGAAGGAAUUCAAAUGUGAGGUGUGUGCCCGGGAGUUCACCCUCUCUGCUAACCUCAAGAGACACAUGCUGAUCCACGCCAGCAUCAGGCCCUUCCAGUGUCACGUCUGCUUCAAGACCUUCAUCCAGAAACAGACCCUCAAAACACACAUGAUCGUCCACCUGCCUGUCAAGCCUUUCAAGUGCAAGGUGUGUGGCAAAUCUUUCAACAGAAUGUACAACCUCCUGGGCCACAUGCACCUCCACGCUGGCAGCAAGCCCUUCAAGUGUCCUUACUGCUCCAGCAAGUUCAACCUGAAGGGCAAUCUGAGCCGACACAUGAAGGUCAAACACGGCAUCCUGGAUGCUUCACCAGAUGGACAAGAAGCCCCCCCUGACAUAGAGAACCAGGAGGACUACGAUGAAGAGAACCUUGAAUUCAGCGAACGAGAGAACCUGGCCAGUAUCAACACACCAGACAUCGCUAAACUGUCUGAAUUGGAGUAUUAUAGCAGCUACACCAAGGGUGCAGGGCGCUACAACACAGCAUGAAUGAUGACAAAAGACCCCAUAUUGAGUAGAAGUGUAAACUAAUAAAGGGAGGUAGUGCCGCUAGCAGUUUGAAGUGGUGGAAUCUGCCCAUUCAUAUGCACUGGAAUCUCGGUUUUCUUGCUGAUAUUCAUUGGGAGUGAGAGACAGGUAAUUUGGGAUUGUACAUUUCUCAUCGGCACCUUGUUUUGUAUUGAAACGUGACUUCACCUCUAGGUGCCACAACAUUGUGAUUGAUGUGUUCAUGUGAAAAAGGUCAUAUCUGAAAAUAAAUAAUCUAACCUCCUGGGAGAGUCCUACUCAACAUACAUCCCAGAGGUCUGGGGAUGUCUGUAAGCACACUUUUUAGGGAAACAAAUGUGAUAGUGAAAUGCACUUACACAAGACAAUCCCUAGCAAGUGUGUGGAUAAGUCAGAAUACAGCUGAGUAUUAUUGCUUUUACUAACAUGUAUAGAAAUGCAUACAGGCCAGUCAAAUGUGUCCUCUGUUCAUGUCCCUUACCAAAGCUGAUACCAUUCAAGCAGUUCAUGUGAACCAAACAUUCUUUUUUUUUUUUUUACUUCCCGGGUUAACAUUUUUAUACUGCGAGUAGUUUCAACUAGUUCUAGGAUUUUCAUUUCAUUGUUAUUUGCAAUGUGCAUAAAUAAAUCAUUCGCCCAGUG
This is a messenger RNA of Salvelinus namaycush (lake trout), 2753 nucleotides long. Its product is annotated as zinc finger protein 710-like. Lineage: Eukaryota; Metazoa; Chordata; Actinopteri; Salmoniformes; Salmonidae. Gene Ontology annotation, biological process: regulation of transcription by RNA polymerase II. The coding region runs from base 3 to 2093 and encodes 696 amino acids. The record is from RefSeq and is a predicted model, not a curated record. Gene Ontology annotation, molecular function: DNA-binding transcription factor activity; RNA polymerase II cis-regulatory region sequence-specific DNA binding. The transcript is spliced from 5 exons.